GCGAUGAGACCGCACUUUCGACUCAUCCAGACGUAUAAUAAUCUGCCUGAAUCACCAGACGCCUCGAAACCAAGCGCAUAUAAGGGAGGUCCUGAUCGCUGGGAGUUAGUUUUGAACGCGCGCGCGACCAUGUUGCGCCUCAUAGUGUUGUGUCUAGCGGUGUGCGCGUACGCAGCGGCGCACAAGGAACGCCACCACCGGAAACCUAGCACAGAGUCACCACCAACUGGCGACCCCAUAACAAUAACGCCGUCGGGCGCCAUCCGCGGAUCAUGGAUGACGACGCGGCGCGGGCGGCACGUGCAAGCCUACCGCGGCAUACCCUACGCGGAGCCGCCCACCGGAGAAUAUAGGUUCCAGCCCCCAAGGCUGAUCACCAGCUACUCUUCGGAGGUGAACGCGACGGCGGAGGGCCCGGGAUGCCCGCAGCCGGUGGCCACCUCAAACUUCUACAUCGACGAGGAUUGUCUUCGGCUCAAUGUCUACACUACUAACAACCAGAGGAAAAACCCCGUUCCGGUACUGGUGUACCUACACUCUGGUGGAUUCUACUCGGGCUCGGGCCGCAGCGACGUGGCCGGGCCGGGCUACCUGCUGGACCGGGAGCUGGUGCUGGUGGCCGUCAACUACCGCCUGGCCUCGCUCGGUUUCAUAAGCACGGGCGACGAGCACGCGCCAGGCAACAAUGGACUCAAAGACCAAGUGGCUGCCCUCAAGUGGGUGCAGGCCAACAUCAGGUCCUUUGGAGGGGACCCAAGCCGUGUCACGCUGGCGGGAUGCAGCGCCGGUGCCUUCAGUGUCAUGCUGCAUAUGCUCUCGCCCAUGUCUAAAGGUCUAUUCCACCGAGGGAUCUCCAUCAGCGGGUCCCCUAUAUCCCAAGCCCCGGAGCGCUACCACCAGCGCGAGUUGGCCGAGCGCCAGGCGCGACUGGUGGGCUGUCCCACCACCAGUUCUAAAGAGAUCAUCGACUGUCUGAAGACCAAGGACUAUAGGGAGAUUGCUGACACGCUGGACGCGUUCUUUGAUUUCGGCUACGACCCGGUGCUGGUGUGGGCGCCCGUCAUCGAGCCCGACGUAGGCCAGGAGCGGUUCCUAGACUCCAGCCCUUUGGAAAUGGUCCAGCAGGGCAAGAUGCAUUCAGUGCCUUACAUCAUCAGCCAGACCACUGGAGAGUUUUUCUGGAAAGCGUUCAAUGUCCUUGCAAAUGAAACGUACACAACUACAAUGGACAAAGAAUGGGACCGAAUUGCUCCCAUCUCGUUUAUACUGCCAAAGGAAAAUGCUGCGGAAAAGGCACAGAAGUUAAGGCAAGAGUUUUUGGGCGGCAGACAGUUAGUGAAUGAUUCGUUCACCGCAGAUGGACUGGGGAAGCUGUAUGGAGACUCGAUCAUUGGGUUCGGAGUUCAUCGCCUGGCGAACCUGAUGUGCAAGCACUCGCCGCAUAGAGUGUACUACUAUGAGUUCGCACACGUCGGCAACAGCAGCCACUACAUCGACCCCGAAACCGGUUGUGCCGUCAAGGCGGCGCACCACGACGAUCUGAUCUAUCUGUUCUCGCUGCCGGCCGCCUUCCCGCUCAUACCGGCGGCCGAUACCAAGGACUCGCACGUCGUCGACAAGAUGACGGCUCUGUACUACAACUUCGCCAGGAAUGGCGACCCGAACCCGUCAGGCAGCAGUUCCGAGCUGGGCAGCCUGCACUGGCCGGCCAUGACGCCCGCCACGCGCCGCUACCUGCGAGUCGGGUCCUCGCUCGAUGUGCGCGAGAACUUGUUCGAACACCGCUUCCGCGUGUGGAACCGCCUGUAUCCUGUAGAGAACUAGUUCAAUGCUGCAGUAUGUUCACCCCAUUUGAUCUAGUAGUCUAGUGAAACCAGUGCCUAUGUUCAACCCUUUUUAAAAAGUUGACUAUACUCUAGUGACUCGAACUUUACUUUAUUUCACCCCAUUCUAUCAUAUUGAGAUUUCUUGCUGAUACAAACUUGCCAGUAUGUUUUCCCCAUUAUAAAGUUUAUUAUCCCUUACUGACCGUUUACUCACCCCAGUCUAUAAAGUUCCGUACUGAUACUAUCCUAUAACAUCUUUUCAACCAAAACAUGUUCACAUGUAAAGGCCUCCCUCAAGGAUUUCCACGGUCAGCAAGGGCUUGAUGCCGAUGCCACAUUUGCGAUUUUCACCACGUCGUCGGUCCAUCGAAUCGGAUUAUGGGAGGCCUACCUACCUAAACUACACCUCCCGACCCCAUCAAUAGGUACUAUUAAAUAAUUAGGGAAGUAAGAAAAUAGUGUGUAAAUGACAGAAAGUGACAUUCAACGGUUAAAAAUGAAAAUUGUUUUUUGUAUGCACUAUUUUUAACAAAAAUCAAAAAAUGUAUUAAGAUUAAUAAGCUGAAUUGCUGUGAUAUGAUUGAUAAGAUUAAAAUUGUAUUUACAUUGUGUAUGAAAUAAAUGUGCAAGUUUA
Molecule: messenger RNA, 2460 nt
Organism: Ostrinia furnacalis (Asian corn borer)
Lineage: Eukaryota; Metazoa; Arthropoda; Insecta; Lepidoptera; Crambidae
Product: venom carboxylesterase-6-like
Exons: 12
Coding region: 4-1824 (606 amino acids)
Source: RefSeq, a predicted model, not a curated record